Molecule: messenger RNA, 2190 nt
Organism: Neltuma alba
Lineage: Eukaryota; Viridiplantae; Streptophyta; Magnoliopsida; Fabales; Fabaceae
Product: nucleobase-ascorbate transporter 3
Exons: 14
Coding region: 154-1827 (557 amino acids)
Biological process (GO): transmembrane transport
Cellular component (GO): membrane
Molecular function (GO): transmembrane transporter activity
Source: RefSeq, a predicted model, not a curated record
CUCACUCCUCUUUUAUUUAUUUAAUCACUCUGUUAAGCGGUAGUUCAUAAAGGCCUUCCUGCCUUGGGUCGGUGCUUCCGCCAGACCCAGAAGAAUCGGGAAAAUAUCGAGUUCCAUUAGCGAGCAAACAAGUUCCGGAUCAAGGAUUGUGAAAUGGGUGAAACCGAGCACCACCAUCCCCCGCAGCCAGUGCAGGCGCCUCCGCCUGGACCACCGCCGCCUAAUUUUGCACUUUCGAGGGGGCCUACUUGGACACCCGCCGAACAACUCCUUCACCUUCACUACUGCAUCCAUUCCAAUCCUUCCUGGCCGGUGGCAUGUCUACUGGGUUUUCAGCACUACAUCGUGAUGCUUGGAGCUACAGUUCUGAUUGCAAGCACCUUAGUGCCUCAAAUGGGUGGGGGCCAUGGCGACAAAGCUCGCGUGAUUCAAACCUUGUUAUUGAUGUCCGGAGUGAACACUUUACUUCAGACAUGGUUUGGGUCAAGGCUUCCAGUAGUAAUGGGUUCUUCAAUAGCUUUUUUCAUCCCUGUAAUGUCCAUCAUAAAUGAUUACAAUGACCGCAAUCUCUCAUCUGACCAUGAGAGGUUUAACAAGUCAAUCAGGACAAUUCAAGGCUCCCUGAUUGUUUCUUCUUUCAUCAACAUCAUCCUUGGGUAUAGUAAGGUGUGGGGAAAUUUAACAAGAUUCUUUAGCCCAAUAGUCAUUGUACCGGUGGUUUGUGUGGUAGGCCUUGGUUUGUUCAUGAGGGGCUUCCCACUGCUUGCAAAUUGUGUGGAGAUCGGAUUACCCAUGCUCAUUCUACUGGUCAUAAUCCAGCAGCAUUUGAGGCGCGUGAUUCAUCCCGCUGCACAGCAUGUGCUUCAGAGGUUUGCUUUACUUAUGUGCAUUGGCAUAAUCUGGGCUUUUGCUGCUAUCCUUACUGUUGCUGGUGCAUACAACAAUUCUAAAGAGCAGACCCAAACAAGUUGCCGCACAGAUCGCUCCUACCUCAUGUCAUCUGCUCCUUGGAUUAAAGUUCCAUAUCCAUUUCAAUGGGGUACCCCCAUAUUCAGCGCUAGUCAUGUCUUUGGGAUGAUGGGAGCAGCACUUGUCACUUCUGCAGAGUCAACUGGGACUUUCUUUGCGGCAGCUAGGCUUUCUGGUGCUACACCCCCUCCUGCACAUGUCCUCAGCCGAAGCAUUGGGCUGCAGGGUUUGGGCAUGUUGCUUGAAGGCAUAUUUGGUUCUAUUGUUGGUACUACUGCAUCCGUGGAAAAUGUUGGCCUACUCGGGUUAACACAAAUAGGGAGCAGAAGAGUAGUACAGAUCUCAUGCGGUUUUAUGAUCUUCUUCUCUAUUUUUGGUAAAUUUGGAGCCUUUUUUGCAUCGAUUCCCUUGCCGAUAUUUGCUGCUAUAUACUGUGUUUUAUUAGGAAUCGUAGCUGCUGUUGGGAUCUCAUUUAUGCAGUUUGCUAAUAACAACUCCAUGAGAAAUCUCUAUGUUUUGGGUUUAUCUCUCUUUUUGGGGAUCUCAAUUCCGCAAUAUUUUCUUACCUACACAACUCAAGAUGGUCGUGGUCCGGCCAGAACUAAUGCUGGUUGGUUCAAUGACAUUUUGAACACCAUAUUCUCUUCCCCCCCAACUGUGGCAAUAAUCGUUGGAACACUUCUCGACAACACACUCGACGCAAAGCGGACUGCUAACGACAGAGGAGUUCCGUGGUGGGUGCCUUUCCAGGCCAGGAAGGGAGACUCAAGAAACGACGAAUUUUACAGUUAUCCUCUCAGGCUAAAUGAAUAUACCUUCCAGAUUCCGAUGAACCGCAUUUUGCAUGCUCGUCGCUGACUCUUCUGUUUUCGGUAAAUUUUUAUGAUCGUGUAAAAUAUAUAGACAAUUGCAUAAAUAGAUUCAUGUGACAUGUAAAUUUUCUUUUUUAAAAUAUGGGGUGCCCCUAGAUGCAAAAGUUAAAAGAAGCAAUGUGUUGAGGUCGAAACAUGCGGCUGUGGCUGGUCGGGUUUUAGAUCAUGCUUGCGAGAAUAUUGGGCCAUAAGAACCUGAAAUGCUAAUAACGAGAUGUCUUCGAUGAGUGUGUUGCUUAGCGUGUUGAAUACUAUCAGGUUUACAGGAUGCUAAAUGUGCAAACGACGUCACUAUAGCCAGCUCGGCAUGAAUGUUCAGUUAAAUAAUGAUAUGCUCUGGUUUUUGGAC